AUGGCGAUUGCAGCCAAAGCAGGCACGGAGCAGAGCCUGCUGGAGGAGCUGACCUGCGCCAUCUGCUGCGACCUCUUCACGGAGCCGGUCAUGCUGGAGUGCAUGCACCACUUCUGCAAGGGCUGCAUCCAGGCCCACUGGCAGAGCAGCCAGCACCCGCCCUCCUGCCCCCAGUGCCGCAGGGAGAUCCCCGGCCGCACCUUCCGCACCCCUUACCUGGUAGCGGGGGUGGUGGAGAAGGUGCGGCGCUACGGCCUCCAGGAGCACCGGAGGCAAAUACAGAAACAGCUUGAAGAUGCGCUGCAAGCUCACCAGAGAGAGAUGGAGCGCCGUGUGCGUACGAAGCAUGCGGUGGAGGAGGAUAUCUGCAGCCUGACGAAAGUCUCUGGGGAGCUGCACGCUAAGAUCCAGGCGGAGUUUGAGCAACUUCGUCAGAUCCUGGUGGAAGAGGAGAGAGCGGUGUUGAUGGAGCUGGCCAAAGAGGAGGAGGAGUCGCUGGUGAGGCUGCAAGGGGACAUCUGGCAACUGGAGAAUGGGAUCCUGGAGCUGGAGAGGAACAUGGAGUGCAUACAGCAAACCCUGCAUGAAUUGGGCGAUUUGGCACUGGUGGAGGUGGAGAGCUUGGAGAUCAGGCCCUUGGUGCGUGUAGAGGCCCCACCUUCCUUUGAUGCCGACCGCCUCCGAGACCAGUACAGUGGCCCCCUGCAGUACAUCUUCUGGAGACGGAUGCUGCCAUCCAUCUCCCCUGCUCCUGCCCCACUGACCUUCGACCCCGAGACAGCGCACCCCAACCUGGUGCUGUCUGAAAACCUGAGGGCAGUGACGGAGAGCAGGACCCCCCAGCCCGUCCCCAGCAGCCCCAAGCGCUUCCAGAAGUGUGUAAAUGUGCUGGGGUCUGAGGUCUUCACAGCCGGGAGCCACUACUGGGAGGUGGGGGUGGGCGGCAAGACCAAGUGGGACCUGGGCGUAGCGGCCGAGUCGGUGGACCGGGCGGCCAAGGUGAAGCUGUGCCCUGAGAACGGCUACUGGUCCCUUCGCCUGAGGAACCGCACAGAGUACUGGGCUGCCGCCACGCCCUGGGUGCGCCUCUACCCCCCACGCCACCUGCGCAAAGUGGGGGUGCUGCUGGACUGCCAGGCGGGCACGGUGGCCUUCUACAACGCUGAGGACAUGGCCCACCUUUACACCUUCCACCAGGUUGCCACCCCCAGGCUCUGCCCCUUCUUCAGCACCUGCUUCAGCGAUGGGGGGCGGAACGCAGAGCCCAUGAGGAUCUGCCACCUGGCCCUGUAGGACUCGGGCUGUUCCCUCUUGAGCCAGGGGGAGGGCAGCAUGCGUGGGACUGGGGGCACCGGUGACCGACCGAAGAGCUGCCCAGGUGGGGGCUCGUCCAUGCUGCUGUCGCUGAGACUUUGCCAUGUGUCUGUGUCUUGGAUGCCGCUGGUCCCAAGCCGAGCCCGUGGGGAGGGCAGCAGUAAUCCUGACUGACCCCUGCUCCCCCAUUAGUGCAGGCUGGGCAGUGCUGGGUGCCUGGUAUACCCCGCUGCUCCACCACGUGCCCAGACCCACACAGGCUAGGGAUGGCCCUAGAUCUGCCAAUUUACCCCGAGCCAGCCCCUCCUGCCCAGAGGGCAGAGCUGUUAGCCGCUGGACUAAGGCAGUGGCGUCUUGUUGGCGCCAACAUGCCCCUCAGCUGCAGGGGGAAGACUCAGCCCCUUCCUGCAGCUGCAGAAGCGAAGCAAGGCCGUCGCACCCGCUCCCGGUGCCUGCUCAAGCUGAGUGCAAGGCCUCUUCCACCCUGCCCAGUGCUACCCCCUGCCUCGUGCAAGGUGGGGAGGGGGGGAGCUGUGCUGAGGAAUCUGCAAACUUGCUUCAUGGCAGCACACGGCACCCUCCCCUGGGGCAUAGGGCCUGGUGCUGCUGCCAACCUGCUAGUGGGACCUUCACACCUCAGUUUCCCCAGCUGGAGAUCAGUAGAAGGAAGCAGGCUGGUGCAGUGCUGAGACUCCUGGGGGCUGGCCUCUUUCCAAGUAAAGACUUAAAUGAGCUGUGCUCAUUCAGGGCUUUGGCCUGCACUCCCCUGUGUUGUGUGGAGCCAGGGCAUUUCCAGCCCUGGCUCUGGUGAGUGGGGAGAGGGGCAGGAGCAGCCCUGCAGCAGGAGGUGGAGCGCCCAGCCAGAGAUGUCUAACGCACGAGGCCCCUGGUACAGCAGAGCACAGCCGCCUCUGCUGCACCUGUAUCGCCCACAGACCCGCCUUUGGGCUCCAGCAC
Alligator sinensis (Chinese alligator) is the source of this 2271-nucleotide messenger RNA. RefSeq names its product zinc-binding protein A33-like. Lineage: Eukaryota; Metazoa; Chordata; Crocodylia; Alligatoridae. Gene Ontology annotation, molecular function: metal ion binding; protein binding. The coding region runs from base 1 to 1293 and encodes 430 amino acids. The transcript is spliced from 9 exons. The record is from RefSeq and is a predicted model, not a curated record.